Molecule: messenger RNA, 3023 nt
Organism: Larimichthys crocea (large yellow croaker)
Lineage: Eukaryota; Metazoa; Chordata; Actinopteri; Sciaenidae
Product: ethanolamine-phosphate cytidylyltransferase
Exons: 13
Coding region: 371-1603 (410 amino acids)
Biological process (GO): phosphatidylethanolamine biosynthetic process
Cellular component (GO): cytoplasm
Molecular function (GO): ethanolamine-phosphate cytidylyltransferase activity
Source: RefSeq, a predicted model, not a curated record
AGCCCCUGUAAAGAUGCGCUGCGCGGAGUUUUACGCACGGCGCGCCUUUCCUUCGUGCUGGAUCUGUUGACUUUGGCAGACUUGACGUAGAGGGCCGUCGUGCGUCGCUGCGUCGCCGGCUGAGGAGGCGUUGGCGCAUCACACUACUGCCGCCGCUGCUGCUGCUGCUGCUGCUGCUGACACAGAAACAGAAACCGGCUUGUCCUGCACUGUAAGCGGGCACACAAUUAACCGACACGGUCCGUUCACCAUCUCAUUCUUAAAGGGAGUCCCCUCUGUAGCUAUAGUUGUGCUGUGUGUGCGUAUGUAUGUGUGUGUGUGUGUGUGUGUUUUAUUUUAUUUUAGAAAUUAACUCACCAGCUUUUAGAAUAUGAUCAAGAACGGACAUCACCACCACCAAGUGAACACAACAGCCGGGAAAGACGCAGGGACGACCCCCAGCGCUGCAGCCUGCAGUCCCGAGAAGAGGAGGCGGAGGAUCCGGGUGUGGUGCGAUGGCUGCUAUGACAUGGUCCAUUACGGGCACUCCAACCAGCUGCGACAAGCCAAGGCCAUGGGAGAUUAUCUCAUCGUUGGAGUACACACAGACAGUGAGAUUGCGAAGCACAAAGGACCGCCAGUCUUCACUCAGGAGGAAAGAUACAAGAUGGUGCGGGCCAUAAAAUGGGUUGAUGAGGUCGUGGAAGGAGCACCUUACGUCACCACCCUCGGGACCCUCGAUAAGUACAACUGUGACUUCUGCGUGCAUGGAGAUGAUAUAACACUAACAGUGGAUGGGAAAGACACGUAUGAAGAGGUGAAGAAGUCAGGGCGGUACAGGGAGUGCAAGAGAACCCAGGGAGUUUCAACCACAGAUCUGGUUGGCAGGAUGCUACUGAUGACCAAAGCACACCACAGCAACAUUGAUAGCUCAGACUAUCAGCAGCACACAGAUAACUUUGGAAAGGGGUCACAUGGUCAGAAGGGCCACAGUCCCUGGACGGGGGUGUCUCAGUUCCUGCAGACUUCACAGAAGAUCAUCCAGUUUGCUUCAGGCCAGGAGCCUCAACCCGGAGACACUAUCAUCUAUGUGGCAGGAGCCUUUGACCUCUUCCACAUUGGCCAUGUGGACUUCCUGGAAGCAGUGCAUAAGCUCGCAGAAAAGCCAUACAUUAUAGUGGGGUUGCACUUUGAUCAGGAGGUGAAUCGUUACAAAGGGAAAAACUACCCCAUCAUGAAUGUCCAUGAAAGAACACUCAGCGUCCUGGCUUGUCGAUACGUGUCAGAAGUGGUGAUUGGUGCACCCUUUGCAGUCACAAAAGAUUUGCUGGACCAUUUCAAGGUUGAUCUUGUAUGCCAUGGAAAGACAGAAAUAUAUCCUGACAAGGAUGGAUCAGACCCUUAUGCUGAGCCCAGGAGGAAAGGAAUCCUGCGUACUGUUGACAGCGGGAACAGCCUCACUACGGAUGCCAUUGUGCAGAGGAUAAUCAAAAACAGGUUGCUAUUUGAAGCAAGGAACCAGAAGAAAGAGGCCAAAGAGAUUGCUGUGAUCCAGGCCAUGAAACGACGAGAGGAGGAAAAGACUAAAGAAAAGACUAAAGAAAGACCCCAGGCUGUGCUGUAGAAAGGAGAAAUGAGCAUCCAAAUGAGCAUCAUCAGUCAAGUCAACAUAACACUGAUGAGCUCAAUUAAUCUAAACCCUCAUGUACAGUAAAAAAAAAAAAAAAUCAACCCUUUUAUAUGUGUGAUGACAGCCUCGACACACGAUCCUGGAUAAUUACAGCAGCCCGUUUAUACCAGGGAAGCUUAGUCCUGUUGUGGGAUCAUCAGGCAUACAGUGUGUGUGUAUGUAUGUAUGUGUGUGUGUGUGUGUGUGUGUGUGUGUGUGUGUGUGUGUGUGUGUGUGUGUGUGUGUCCUCUGUGUACUAAUAUAUUCUGCAUAUGCAACUACAUUUCAAUCAACAAGCACCCAAACAGAAGUCUUAACUAUUGAAUAUUGUGAACAGAACAAUAGAAGAAAGUUGGAGCUAUCACUAAAUCUUCAAAUGUCUAUUUCAUGUCUUCAGAGAUUUUGAAUUUCUCAAGUGCUUUUUUUUUUUUUUGCCUUCAAAAACAAAAAAUAAAUACAUUUUUAAGUGUUAUAUAAUGGGAUUUGGACAUAUGAAGGGCAAGUGUGGGGAUCAGACACUGAACUGUAUCAAGGGAAUGAUUUGAUUUGUCAUUUCUGUGGGGUUGUUGCAGCUUUCUGCCCAGGAACAGGCAUAACCCCAGAACUAAUCUAUGUUUGUAUAUACUGUAUGUAUGUAUAUAUUAUAAAGUGAUUACAGUCUCCCUGGAGGAUGCUAAAACCACUAGAGAAUUAGGGAAGAAAACCCCCCCUGCUUCUCUGCAUCUGUCUUGGGUUGUUUGGAGGUGGAAAAGGUGUUGAUAGACUCUUUCGGGACCUCAUGUACAUAUCAGACCUUUCUCCUAUCAGACUGCACUGACUGCUCAGAACUGUUCGGUUUGAUUUUUAGAGCAGGUUUUUAACUUUAAAAUGCACACUGUUGAGACCUGCACGCCUGGCUUUCUGAGUGCAAUUUUUUUUAAACCAUCUCUCCUUAGAUUUAUCCUAACAUAGAGAACACUACAGAGUUUUAACAGACUGAUUUUAACCUUUAGUUUUCUUAGUAUAGUUAGAGAACUAUGACAGAUGCUCAGUGUUGUUGACUGGAUCAUGAAAUAGACCUCUUACUCAUGAAAUAGACCUCGUACUGUCAUUGAGCCUGGAACAAUUUAACCUCUGUCUCGAUAUCAAAUGGGAUUAAAUGAUAUAUUUUUUGUAGAUGUAUAUUUUACUCAAUUCCUCUCCAUUAACUACUCUACUGUAUAGCUGGUUUCAUAUUGUUUAAAAAGCAUAAUGAUAUGUCUGUAUGUCAAGUUGGAAUGUAUUCAGUGUAGGCUAUAACCUGUAUGUUAUUGACAACUCCCAGUUGACAAAUACUGUAGAAACUGAUUGGACUACAGUAUACUAUUGCUGACAAUAAUAACAUUUUAAUCUGAAA